This is a messenger RNA of Schistosoma guineensis, 1240 nucleotides long. The record is from the annotation of a GenBank genome assembly. Lineage: Eukaryota; Metazoa; Platyhelminthes; Trematoda; Strigeidida; Schistosomatidae.
GGAUUGUAUUAUGAAUGAUGAUAAGCGGAUAGUUCCUUGGGUUGAUGCUAGUGAAUUCAGUGACGUUGCUAGGAAUGUAUCUUCAUGCGAGACAUAUAAACUUCGUCUAGCCUGGGAGACCAUAAAAAUAUGGUUGUGUCGUAUGCCUGUAUCCAAAAUACCACGGUCUAUAAUUUGCACUUAUGAACUUCUAAAUGCUUACUUUGAAAAUUCAAGCCAAAGUAUGGCACUGGCCCUCAUGAGGUUUGUCUCGUUGCUAUCUAGUGAGUCCCAAGACCGCGAGAGACCGAAUUUUGCACUGCCCAUUUUGUCUCUUGCUCGUGUAGCAGGCUUACCCAGCUGGCUGGCUGAUCUGCGCAAUGACAUAGCACAUGGAAUAAUACCGUCAACGGACACACUAGAAAGCGCUUUUCGCUGGUCACUAAAAUAUCUGAGUGAAUUUUGGGCGUCCAACGUAAACUAUAACGAAGAACAGUUUAUCGAAGUAGAUGGGUUGUUGAAGUGUCAAAGUUUGGCUUUAACUAAAUAUGUCGAAAAUUUACUGCAAGAAGAAAAGACAACUCAACUUGAUGUAAAGGAAGUGUUCAGGAACCGUUCAACAUAUGCUUGCUUUCCGUUGAUAGUAAAUACAAUAUGUAGUUAUGGCUGUGCUAUGUUUGUUGGCGGAAGUCCUCCAUGCAACAUUGUUCAGAACCAGGCUAUCAAACUAAAGCCUCUCUUUAGCACGAUGCUAUAUCACAAGCUUGUUGGUGAGCUUGUUUUACAGUUCAUUCUAGGGUUGAGAGAUGAUCACUCCGUAGACGACGACAUUCGACUAGAAUGGUGCAUUGCCUGGAUUAAGGCAAUCAAAUGUCGUGGGUCUAAAAAAUCGAUCCUGCGUGACUACGUAGAUGGCUUGUCAUUAGACUGGAGAAAAGCACUUAAUCAUAUUUUGAAACACAUGUGUAAUAAGUAUCGUGAUUUAUUCAUGGAAUUGUUGAUUAUUCGGGAUCCACCGAUACCGCAAGACAAGUUUGAAGUGAUCAUGAGCCAUAUAGAUGUGUUUUGCGGCUUCGAUGUACCUAACACUCAUGAGCUUCAGACACAAGUGCGCCGGGAACAUCGCUGGGAGCUUGCUGACUCUUUGUUAUGGGCAGAGAAGCCGCUUGGAGCAAUAAUUCGUUCAUCCUGCCAUGCCUCGACAAGUAGACAACAUAAAGGAGUUCCUACAUAUGACACAAAGGGCAGACGCGAAGUGUGA